Molecule: messenger RNA, 816 nt
Organism: Aureobasidium melanogenum CBS 110374
Lineage: Eukaryota; Fungi; Ascomycota; Dothideomycetes; Dothideales; Saccotheciaceae
Exons: 1
Coding region: 1-816 (271 amino acids)
Source: RefSeq, a predicted model, not a curated record
AUGGCUGACAAUCCUGCUCAACCAUCCAUUCUGUGGAGUGUUCUCUUCCGAAGUCUUCUCGUCUUUGUUGCGACCUGCAUCACUAUCUGCAUUGCCAUCGCCGCUAUACCGGUGCUGUUCGUAAUGUUCGUCCUAGUUGCAGUCUCGCCAGAGUCCUCAUCGAACCUCAACAUUGAAGAUGGCACAAUCCGUAUUCGACUCAAUUUGAAUGUUACUCAUGGACCGCAGCAUGGCUUACCUGAUGGUGCUCGUCGAAUGAGUUCACGCCCAGCAAGUCCUCGUCCAACAAUCCCUCGAAACAAUCAGCCUUCGAGCCUACAGUCUCCUUCAGGUCCUGCGUAUACUUGGGCACGUCAGUACGAUUCGCAACAGCCCGCCACUCUUGCCACAGCAUUCCCUGUUCAACAGUCUUACACCUGGAGAUCUACUUCUGGCUAUGUCCCUUCGCAUGCCAACAUUCAUAAUUCCAUGCCUCCAUAUCUCCCACCAAUCUCCGAACCAGCACCUAGACCACUUUUUCCUCAGUAUGGCGCCUACACAUCGAUGGAUCCCUCACCUCCCUUCCGAGCCAGCCCGAUCCCUCCACCUCCUGCUGGUCGCCUUGUGCGUACCGACUCGGACGUUGAUUGGGCUGCAGACGAUCGACUACCACCUGCCCGUCCAGAUGGCACGACGACCCCAACUCCCUUAUCCAGAAGAAGAUCUACAUCCGAAUCUAUGCCAGGCCUAGUACCCAUAGUCAACGACGAAUCUGACGAUGAGGUUUUGCCGGUAUACGAUCGACCUCCAGAGUAUGAUGACGAGAGACACAGCUAG